Molecule: messenger RNA, 825 nt
Organism: Penicillium diatomitis
Lineage: Eukaryota; Fungi; Ascomycota; Eurotiomycetes; Eurotiales; Aspergillaceae
Product: putative U1 snRNP complex component Yhc1
Exons: 3
Coding region: 1-825 (274 amino acids)
Biological process (GO): mRNA splicing, via spliceosome; mRNA 5'-splice site recognition; spliceosomal snRNP assembly
Cellular component (GO): nucleus; U1 snRNP
Molecular function (GO): zinc ion binding; pre-mRNA 5'-splice site binding
Source: RefSeq, a predicted model, not a curated record
AUGCGCAAAGCGACCCGAGUCUCGCGAGCCAUUACCAGGCGCCGAUAUAAUCAGUCUUCAUACAGCCAGCUAAUAUCUCGAUCCCGUCUAGGUGACUACUGCGAUGUUUACCUCACGCACGACUCAAUGAGUGUGCGCAAGGCGCACAACUCCGGCCGUAACCAUCUUCGCAAUGUGGUAGAUUACUACCAACGUAAGUGGCAAGCGCUUCCUACCUUGCUGAUCAAGUUUCUCUUCGCGGGAAAUUGCUUUCGGUGUACUGACACCUUGCCUUCAGAGAUCGGCCAGGAGAAAGCGCAAUCGGUCAUCGACUCUAUCACAUCUUCCUACGCCGCAGAGGGCAAAGCGGUGCCGAAUCCCGCAAUGGUGCCGCCUGGUGCACUCCCUCCUCCUCCAUUCGGCUUCCCAGGACAUCCCGGUCAAAUGCCUCCUCCAUUCGGUAUCCCACCCCCCGGCGCUCCAGGUGCCCCAGCAAUGCCACCUUUCCCCCCAGGCGGCCGCGGCAUGCCCUUCCCACCACCUUUCCCCCCAAACGCCUCCGGCACACCUCCCCAAGGCGGAUUCCCACCACCCAUGCCCAAUAUGCCCAACAUGCCCCCCGGAGCAGGAAACCUGCCCCCUCCCCAUCCGGGCGGUUUCCCCAACUUCCCCAUCCCUCCACCAGGUGCCCCCGGUGCAUUCCCUCCACCCAUGCAUUCACAGCAACAUGGGGCUAUGGACUCGCCUGCGCCUAGAGGACCGCGUGGGUCGGACUCGUAUCCCCCUCCGCCUGGGGGCGGCGGCGGUGGCGGCGGCUAUUCACAUGGACGUGGGGAUCGGUGGUAA